Fusarium venenatum is the source of this 1002-nucleotide messenger RNA. RefSeq lists its product as uncharacterized. NCBI's taxonomy places the organism in Eukaryota, Fungi, Ascomycota, Sordariomycetes, Hypocreales, Nectriaceae. The record is from RefSeq and is a predicted model, not a curated record.
AUGGCUUCCUCUGGAAAUCUUUCCCGCACAGUAGCUCGUGCUGCUGCUCAAGUAUCAGAGUCUUCAAUUCGUACUUCUGCAACAAGAUCCAAUAGAUAUGAGCUCCAAGAGCGAUCUCUAUAUCUUUGGGUUUGGCCUGCACCCGUCAACUCUACAGAGAGGCGCUCAAUCUUAAAGGCACUUCAACAACAUGGGCCAGUCGAGUAUUUUAAAUGGCUACCAGGCCAGGGUUCUAGUAAAGUCUUGGGUUCCAUCUACAUAUCUUUGAUGAAAGAGAGCCAAGAUGCUGCCAAAGCUAUUUCUUCCAGUCCAAUCAGCAUUACGGUUCCCAAGUCUAGCACAGAGACAAUAUCUGUUGUCAAAAUAAAUGGUCGCAAAGCAGAGUUCCAGAAGCAAGACUCUUCAAAAACAGGGAGUUCCGAAUUUGUCGUCGAAAUUUCCGAGACUCUCACAUAUAGACAUGAACAAAGCGCCAAAAACUCACCUUUGACCAGACCGUGGCCUGAGUUUGUUGUAAAGUCUCCAACGCUCGCAUCCAAAACUCUACAGCACUCUCUUCCAGACAGCAUCGCGGCCGUUGGCUUGAGGCACUGGGAUGUGGACUUGGGUGUGCAAGAAGUGGCAGACAACAAACGAUUUGAAAGAGAGCAAAUGCGCAAUUGGCUCCCAAGCAAGAUAGCAGAUCUUCCCCCGAAAGCGAAAGCAGAACACGGUCAAAACGAAACAACACCCAUGGAUGGUUCGCCAGGGGCUUCGAUACAGACUUUGCCCGGGAUUUCCAUUGGCAGCUUGAUAGAAAAGACGGCAGAGGAGUCAACGGAGGAGUCAACAGAGGUUUCUGCUAAUGAGAUCGCAGAGACUUCAACGGAGACAUCCGCAGAGAUCUCGGUAGAGGAGUCAACAGCGUCGUCGACACAGGACUCCACUGAGGUUACAACAGAAAAUUCGACGCAGAGUGUGGCAGAGAAGUCACCUGAAGGUCAAAGAGACAACAAUCAAUAG